AUGUCUCAAAUCACAGCUUCGCACCCAGAGAACAGCCAGAAUGUCUCUGUCAAGGUUAAAUUCUAUGUAUCUCCAGGUGUUCUUUUCAACGACGUGGGAUUGGAGUUUAUGGAGAAACCUUCGGUUCUCUCCAACAAAGACUCACUCAUGAAGACCAUCAACAAUCGGUUGAAACGCUUGGCCUUGGACAAAAGUGCCUUUCAGGAGAUUUGGUCCUUGCUCCACAACAAAUCAUUCACCGUUAGCAUUGCUAGAAGGUCGAUGAAGCAGCAGAAAUAUGUUACACUCAAUGGUCCAUCGGACUAUCAGGCAAUGAAGAGAAGCUUGCAAGUUCGACACAAGCUCAAGCUUUCUUUGAUGUUCUUGAAGAACACUUCUAGUUUGGAAUGUUUAGAGCCAACCACUCCUCCUGCAGCAGCAACCAGGAGAGCUACUAAUUCCGCUGAAGAAAGUUCACCUGUUGGAUUUGUUCCGUCUUCUCCGCAUACAUUUAAUUUCCAAGAUGCAGUUAAUGGCUUUCUUAGAUGUUCCAAUUUGGAAGAGCCUCUUGGCCCGUGCGUAGAUUUAGCAACCAAUGCCAUUAGCGGAUUUUUGAGAACGGACGCCGGUAAACAAUUGAAGGAAAGCGUUGAUUCUGUUUCAAUCAGUGCUAUCAGUGCCAUUUCAGAGCUUCAAAAGCGUGUCGAAUCUCUUGAAUCAAACCAGAAGCCGACCACAGAGAACGAGAUUUUGGAGUCCAGGAUUGGUGAACUUGAGAAGAAGCUAAAGAAAUUGACAUUGGCUAAGUCGGAAGUCGAGAAGGUUUCUGCUUCUACUAGAGCCUUCAGUUUCCUUGGUUCCGAUGGCUCAGAGUUUCCUGAUGUUGUCCACUCUACUGUUAUCUGUGAUGGUUGCGACAGAGUCAUCCAUGGUAACAGAUACAAGUGCAUGGAAUGCUUUGAUUUCGACCUUUGCGAGGAAUGUGAGAAAGGCCACAAGGAAGAAAUGGAACAUAAGAGUACUCAUCAAAUGCUUGUCAUCAAGUUGGCCGAGUCUCCAAAAUCAAUGGCGAUUGAUAGCUGUGGUAGCUGCUGCCCCCUCAUGACUCGCAAUAUGCCCAAUCAAGUUGCCGAUGAAUUUGAGCAAUACUUCGAGGAUCAGGGGGAAAAAUUGGAUAAGUUGAAAGUGCAGGCCUCUCAGUACGCAUCUAUCAUUGACUUGGUUCCAGGCGACGACGAAGAAACAAAAGUGACCAAUCUACGUAAGAUUAUCAAUGAUUUUAACAAUAAAGAGAAUGCUGCCUCCUCUACUGAAGUUCAAUCCAUACUUGAUGCGAAAACCAAGUCUGUUAAUGGUUCCGAGGGAAAGAUAUUUUGCUCCUGUUGCCUCCAACAGUCUGGAAGAUUACUCAAUGUGAGUUUGUGGAACAUGACUAAUGACAGCUUUGAAAGACCAGCGAUUAAUGUUGGAUUUACUGAAGGUUCCGGUAUCAAGGAUAUCAAUGGUAUUGAGGUUACUCCAAAUAAAUUUACUCCAGCUGCCUUGAAGACCAUUGACGUCGAUUUGUUGGAUUAUUUCAAAGAUCCAAUUGAUGCCCUCCAUAUCGUCGACCAUCAAGUAGAGACUAUUACCCUGGUCGAUGGUACCGAUAAGACAAAGGUUUAUCAGGGAAAGAAGUCGUUUGGAUUUCUUAAGAAGCUGCCUGUGAAAGAAAUUGUGAAAGAAUCGGAGCCCGAAUCUCAAUCUAUGAGCAGCACCUUAAAGUUUCCAGAACUUCCUAGGGAUGACUUCGUAGUUGUUGAGCCUGAAAAGGAGAGCAUUACUGAAGCUCCUGUGGUUGAUAACUCCAACGUCAGCACCAGCGCUGAUGCCGAUGCUGAUGCUGAUGCUGAUGCUGAUGCUGAUGCUGAUGCUGAUGCUGAUGCUGAUGCUGAUGCUGAUGCUGAUGCUGAUGCUGAUGCUGAUGCUGAUGCUGAUGUUGCCGAGGACUACGAUAUUCUCUCCGCUACUGAUUACGAGUCCACUUGA
This is a messenger RNA of Brettanomyces nanus, 2007 nucleotides long. RefSeq lists its product as uncharacterized. NCBI's taxonomy places the organism in Eukaryota, Fungi, Ascomycota, Pichiomycetes, Pichiales, Pichiaceae. Bases 1 to 2007 code for a protein of 668 amino acids. Gene Ontology annotation, biological process: mitophagy; endosome organization; aggrephagy. The record is from RefSeq and is a predicted model, not a curated record. Gene Ontology annotation, cellular component: aggresome; amphisome. Gene Ontology annotation, molecular function: K63-linked polyubiquitin modification-dependent protein binding; protein kinase C binding; zinc ion binding. The transcript has a single exon.